Molecule: messenger RNA, 2131 nt
Organism: Cydia fagiglandana
Lineage: Eukaryota; Metazoa; Arthropoda; Insecta; Lepidoptera; Tortricidae
Exons: 3
Coding region: 113-559 (148 amino acids)
Biological process (GO): sleep; regulation of synaptic transmission, cholinergic; positive regulation of voltage-gated potassium channel activity
Source: RefSeq, a predicted model, not a curated record
AUUCAUUCAUUUCUGUUUCAAAACUGUUGAAGUAUCGUGUGUUGAGUUUGCGACUUUGUUUUGUGUAACAAUUUAAUUAUUUUCAUGCUUUGUUAAAGUUUAUAUUUUAAAUAUGACAACUUUAUACAGUGUAUUGAUUUUCGCUUGUACUCUGCCAGCAGUUUUCAGCGUACGUUGUUAUCAAUGUGCAUCGUCCCAAAACUUGCUAGAAGAUACUUGCGGCGCUUACAAGACAUUCGACAAAGAGAGUCACAUAGCAGUUGACUGCUACAGCGAAGAAACCAAUAUACAGGGAGCAUUUUGCAUGAAACUCACUCAACAGGGACCUAAAGGGUUUAUUUGGGAUGGUAGAUGGCGACAAGUGAUUCGCCGCUGUGCCUCAAUAGCAGAUACUGGAGUGACCACAGUGUGCAACUGGGGGGUGUAUGAAAAUGGCGUAUAUUGGGAGGAGUGUUACUGUGCUUCGGAUGAGUGCAAUGGUUCAUCAUUCAUUACCUCUUCCGUUGCACUGACUUUGAGUACCAUAGUUUUAGCUUACCUGCACAAACUUGUUUUGUGAUGUAGUUAAGUAAUACUUUCAAAGUUGACAUAAUUGAUAUUAACAGGGCUCAAACUUUUAGUGCCGAUGAUGUACCUAGAUGAUUGUAAACAAUUACCACUUAUAAACAAUUACCACUUAUCAAUGUUUUGAAUUAAACAAUAUUUUUGGAGGUAAAUGAAAAAAAUGUGUGUUGCUUACUGCUAUAAUUUCGUAAAAUUUACUUUAUUUACAACAUCAUCCAGUGUGUAAAAUGGCAUCAUUUUUACAUUACUUACAAUAAAAAUUUGAGUCCUGGACAUAUAAAUGAAAUGAUAUUAUGGUGGGCUGAAAGGGCAUUCAUGAAAAAAUAAUAAAAAAAAAAACAUAGGUACAUUCUAAUCCACCCAGAAGAAUAGUUACCAACUGUUGAAAGUUUGAGAACCUGCAUGAUGUUCAAUAAAAAGUAAAUAAAAAAAAAACAAAUGACCACAACAAUUGGAUUCUAGUUAAAUUCUAGCCAAAGGAAGGUGUACCUAUAAAUAUUAAUUUCAAAUUAAUUUAACAGUGGAAGAAAAAAAAGUGGAAGUAACAAGCAUUAAGCCUGUAUUUCUGUUAUGUUUACAGUUUUUUUACAGGCCAUGUAAAGCAUGUGUAAUGAUAACAGAAGUAAUACAAUUUUCGUAUCUUGGGUAGAACAUACCUUUUCCAAUAGAGUUAGAACAUGACAAGAGCCUAAAUAUUGUAAAUUUGUAUGUUGUUAUUUUGUUCCGUCCAAUUUAUAAUACUUCUUAGGUUUUAGUACUUAUACAUUUUAUACUAACUUUUUAAUGAAGUGAAAGAUACCAUUCUGGGGUAGAAUCUGGACCUACCUAUAUGUAUUUUUUCAAUAGAGUAGGUUAGUAAAUGUCAAGAGCCUUGUAAAUUUGUGUCUUGUAAUUCUUUUCCGUCCAAUUUAUAUUAGUUUUUAAUACUUAUAACUGCAUUUUAUGCAAACUUUUUACAGCUGUCUUCAGUAAAGAUCUUAUUAUGGUAUAAAUAUUUUCUCAUUUCAAGUUUAAAUUUACACAAUAUUGAUUUAUGACAGAGUAGAGUUAGUAAAAUAUGUAAUAACAAAAUGCCUUAAUAGAGUAAGUAAGUAUAAAGUAGUAUGUCGUGCCUUAUAGUCCGUUUUUUUUAGCAUUAGAAAGAACUUCGCAGAAGUAAGCUUGUGGUUCCAAAUCCGGCACUAUUAGCGGUAAUAAUUUGAAGUAAAUUAUAUGUAUUGACCAUGCUAAUUAGAUAAUUCAAUAAUUAUUAACAAUUAAAGAGCCUGAUAAAAACUGCACGCCUGCUUCUGUGGAGUUCUUUCUAAUGCUAAAAAAACGAACUGCAUACUCAUAAAUUUUCAUUGUAGAUUGUAAGUGUUUCAUUAUCUGUUCUUUGACUUGAGAAUCUCAUUAAUAUUGUUUACUUAUCAAAUGAUUCAUGCAGACAAUUAUUUUAUUAUUUUCAAGAUAAAAGAUUUCAAAAACAUUCCCUAACCUGUGAUUAAGAAGUAACUUCUUUUUUAACAAAUGUAUUAUCAGUUAAAAUAAUUAUGAAUUAUUAUAAAACUAUGCAUUUUCAAAUAAA